GGGAAGAGGCGUGACCAGGUUUCGAGAGGAAUAGUAGUGCCGUGCAGUACCUCUGUGUGGCCCUUCAGUUGCAAUUGAAGAGAGCAGGACCCACUUUCAAGCUAGCAGCUGGAGUCUCUUGACACCUCACUCCUGCCCCCAGGAUUAAAGGGGAAACCGAGACCUGAAUGGGCUCGGUCAUCUCCAGCAGCUCGCGUGGCGACCGCAGCCGUAGCAGGUAAAAAGAUGGUUGCAUCAACUCACUAAAGCAAUAGCCUUACUAUCUUUGUUUUUUAAACUGCACCAACAAUGGAGCAAUGAUAUCUGAGAACAAAUGAACAUUUGCCAACUAACUGUCAUCACAAUUUCAAGUGAUUGUAUAAGCAGAAGCAAGCUGCGACAGACCUAUGCGUCAACCGGUAUAGAGAGAAUGCUUCUUUCUGGUGCUGUUUAUUUAGAAACAGUUUUAAUAUAGCACAUUUAAAUUCUGUCUAUAUCAAAUGAAAUAAAAAUGAGUGAAGCCCCCAGAUUCUUUGUUGGGCCUGAAGAUACAGAAAUAAACCCGGGAAAUUAUCGGCAUUUCUUCCACCACGCAGAUGAAGAUGAGGAGGAGGAGGAUGAGUCUCCCCCAGAAAGGCAGAUUGUGGUUGGAAUAUGUUCCAUGGCAAAGAAAUCCAAAUCCAAACCAAUGAAGGAAAUUCUUGAACGGAUCUCCUUAUUUAAAUAUAUCACAGUGGUAGUAUUUGAAGAGGAUGUUAUUUUGAAUGAACCAGUGGAAAACUGGCCUUUAUGUGAUUGUCUGAUUUCUUUCCAUUCUAAAGGAUUUCCACUGGACAAAGCAGUUGCCUAUGCAAAACUCAGGAAUCCAUUUGUAAUCAAUGACUUGAAUAUGCAGUAUCUCAUACAAGAUAGGAGAGAAGUGUAUAGCAUUCUUCAAGCUGAAGGAAUUUUGCUUCCUCGUUAUGCAAUUUUGAACCGUGACCCAAAUAAUCCCAAAGAAUGCAGUCUAAUCGAAGGGGAAGAUCAUGUAGAAGUAAAUGGAGAAGUUUUCCAAAAGCCAUUUGUAGAAAAGCCAGUCAGUGCAGAAGAUCACAAUGUUUACAUUUAUUAUCCAACCUCUGCUGGUGGUGGAAGUCAAAGACUCUUUCGAAAGAUUGGCAGUAGAAGUAGUGUUUAUUCCCCUGAAAGCAGUGUACGAAAAACAGGUUCUUAUAUAUACGAAGAGUUUAUGCCCACAGAUGGUACUGAUGUUAAGGUUUAUACAGUGGGUCCAGAUUAUGCCCAUGCCGAAGCUCGAAAAUCUCCUGCACUUGAUGGCAAGGUGGAACGAGACAGUGAAGGAAAAGAAGUAAGAUACCCUGUCAUUCUCAAUGCACGAGAGAAAUUAAUUGCUUGGAAAGUCUGCCUUGCAUUUAAGCAAACAGUUUGUGGCUUUGAUUUGUUACGGGCCAAUGGACAGUCUUACGUCUGUGAUGUCAAUGGCUUCAGUUUUGUGAAAAAUUCCAUGAAGUAUUAUGAUGAUUGUGCAAAAAUACUUGGCAAUAUUGUAAUGAGAGAGCUUGCUCCACAGUUUCAUAUCCCCUGGUCAAUACCCUUAGAAGCUGAAGAUAUCCCAAUUGUACCAACUACAUCUGGAACUAUGAUGGAACUCAGAUGUGUCAUAGCUGUCAUACGCCAUGGGGAUCGAACACCAAAGCAAAAAAUGAAAAUGGAAGUGAGACAUCAAAAAUUUUUUGAUCUUUUUGAAAAGUGUGAUGGAUAUAAAUCUGGGAAAUUAAAACUCAAAAAACCAAAACAGUUACAGGAAGUGCUAGAUAUUGCACGACAACUUCUUAUGGAGCUAGGGCAAAAUAAUGAUUCUGAAAUUGAAGAAAACAAGUCAAAACUUGAGCAACUUAAGACCGUGUUAGAAAUGUAUGGCCAUUUUUCUGGAAUAAAUCGUAAGGUCCAAUUAACCUAUCUCCCUCAUGGUUGUCCGAAGACAUCUAGUGAAGAGGAAGACAGCCGAAGAGAAGAACCAUCUUUACUUUUGGUUCUUAAGUGGGGAGGAGAACUAACCCCUGCAGGCAGGGUCCAGGCUGAAGAACUUGGAAGAGCUUUCCGGUGUAUGUAUCCUGGAGGUCAAGGAGAUUAUGCAGGAUUUCCUGGUUGUGGUUUACUUAGAUUACAUAGUACCUACCGACAUGACCUCAAAAUAUAUGCUUCUGAUGAAGGACGAGUCCAGAUGACUGCAGCUGCUUUUGCAAAGGGGCUACUGGCUCUAGAAGGAGAGCUUACACCCAUUCUUGUUCAGAUGGUAAAAAGUGCGAACAUGAAUGGUCUUUUGGACAGUGAUAGUGACUCUUUGAGCAGUUGUCAGCAACGUGUGAAAGCAAGACUUCAUGAAAUACUUCAGAAGGACAGAGAUUUUACUGCUGAAGAUUAUGAAAAGCUUACUCCAUCUGGAAGCAUUUCUCUUAUCAAAUCAAUGCAUUUAAUUAAAAAUCCUGUGAAGACCUGUGACAAAGUUUAUUCCUUGAUACAAAGUUUGACUUCUCAAAUCAGACAUCGAAUGGAAGAUCCCAAAUCAUCAGAUAUUCAGCUUUAUCAUAGUGAAACGUUAGAGCUCAUGCUACGUAGAUGGUCCAAGUUGGAGAAAGACUUUAAAACAAAGAAUGGAAGAUAUGACAUUAGUAAAAUCCCUGACAUAUAUGACUGUAUAAAAUAUGAUGUCCAGCAUAAUGGUUCCUUGAAAUUAGAAAACACAAUGGAACUAUAUAGGCUUUCGAAGGCAUUAGCAGAUAUUGUUAUCCCUCAGGAGUAUGGUAUAACUAAAGCUGAAAAACUGGAGAUUGCCAAAGGCUACUGUACUCCUCUAGUUAGAAAAAUUCGCUCAGACCUUCAGAGGACCCAAGAUGAUGACACUGUAAAUAAACUCCAUCCUGUAUAUUCCAGAGGUGUUCUGUCUCCUGAACGUCAUGUUCGUACCAGAUUGUAUUUCACCAGUGAAAGUCAUGUACAUUCUUUACUGUCUAUUCUUCGCUAUGGUGCCUUAUGCAAUGAGUCAAAGGAUGAACAGUGGAAACGAGCUAUGGAUUAUUUAAAUGUUGUCAAUGAACUCAACUACAUGACUCAGAUUGUUAUCAUGCUUUAUGAGGAUCCUAACAAGGAUCUUUCCUCUGAGGAACGCUUUCAUGUUGAAUUACACUUCAGUCCAGGAGCCAAAGGAUGUGAAGAAGACAAAAAUUUACCAUCUGGCUAUGGAUAUAGACCAGCUUCAAGGGAGAAUGAAGGGAGGAGAUCUUUUAAAAUCGAUAAUGAUGACGAACCACAUACUUCUAAAAAAGAUGAGGUUGAUCGAGCUGUGAUAUUGUUUAAACCUAUAGUAUCAGAGCCAAUUCAUAUACACAGGAAGUCUCCACUUCCAAGAUCUAGGAAGAUGGCCACAAAUGAGGAAGAGAGCCCCCUGAGUGUGUCUAGCCCAGAGGGUACUGGUACCUGGCUGCAUUACACCAGUGGUGUGGGUACUGGGCGUCGAAGACGCAGAUCAGGGGAACAAAUCACUUCUUCCCCUGUCUCCCCCAAAUCAUUGGCUUUCACAUCCAGUAUUUUUGGCUCAUGGCAACAGGUUGUAUCUGAAAAUGCUAAUUACUUGCGAACACCAAGAACUCUUGUGGAACAGAAGCAGAACCCUACUGUAGGGUCUCACUGUGCGGGCCUGUUUAGCACCUCGGUGCUCGGGGGUUCUUCAAGCGCACCUAACCUACAGGAUUAUGCUCGUACUCAUCGUAAAAAGCUGACCUCUUCUGGCUGCAUAGAUGACGCCACACGUGGUUCUGCUGUUAAAAGGUUUUCUAUCUCAUUUGCUCGACACCCAACCAAUGGCUUUGAAUUGUAUUCCAUGGUGCCAUCUAUUUGUCCUCUAGAAACUCUUCACAAUGCCCUGUCUUUAAAGCAGGUGGAUGACUUUCUUGCUUCCAUUGCUUCUCCAUCAAGUGAAGUUCCACGGAAGACCCCUGAAAUCUCCUCUGCAGCUUCACGUUCCAGUCCAGUAAUGAGAAGAAAAAUAUCUUUAAAUACAUACACACCUGCAAAGAUCCUCCCGACGCCACCAGCUACCUUAAAGAGUACUAAAGCAAGCAGCAAACCAGCUACCAGCGGACCUUCUAGUGCAGUUGUUCCUAAUACCUCAUCUCGGAGAAAGGGUAUGACUAGCAAAACAGAAAUGCAUGAGCACAAAAAAAGCACUGGGAAAAAGAAAUGAAAUCUUCUUAGCAGAAGCUGGAACUCAUAAAAAUCACAUGUUCAGUAGAGAAGGACAUGUAAGAAACCUUGACUGAAAGUGUCAAAGCAAGUGAUGUGUAUCCCCUUGAACAUCUCUGUAUUCAUUUAAAACAUACAUUAACUAUAGAGAAUUCUUUGUAUAUAUUCAGGUAAGGAACUUUUGUCAUGAUCUGGAAAUGUUUAAAACAAUGUUUAUUGGUGUUUUAUGAGUAGCAAAACUUACGGUGAUAAAGGUUUGUGGUUCUCAAUGUGAUGUUUACUAUGUGCCCGUGGUAAAGAAAAGGAACGUAAAAGCCUGGCUGGCCUGUACCAGUGUCACACAGUGAUGCUGUUUACUAAAGAAUCUGUGAGGUAGCCUCUGUACACAUUUUCAUUUUCAUGGUAUUGCAUUUGGCUGUAGAAACCUGUAGCUUAUAGCCUGGGUUGACAUUUGAUGGCCAGGGUUACACACUAUGGACUUUUAAAGUAUAUUUCCAAAGAGAUUUCAUUGAUCAUUUAGAUUAGAAACUUUUUUUUCCCCAAUUGUUACAAUUACAUAUAUGCUGCAAUAUUUAAUAACUGGAGUAUUAGCAUAUGGGUUAUUUUUUCAUUCUGUACUUUGAAUUUUCUAUUAUGUGUUAUUUAAAAUAUUACAUAUACAGCUGGGAUGACUACACCUUUACACAUAUAAAUUUGUAUAUUAAUUUGUAGAAAGUAUUUUCUUUAUAUAUUCUUUACCAUAAGGUGCUUUUUGUUCAUCAGGAAAAUUUGCUUUGUGCAUUGGUGGGAAAGACACGUUGAGAAUUUCUUUUUAGGAGAAAUGAUUGACAAGUUUAUAAAUACUGCAGUGAUUUUCAGAGUUCUUUUUAGAUCUAGGAAAAUGAGUUCAGAAUUGGAAACCAUCACGGUAAGAUGUAAGAAUAUCUGAAUUCCGUAGUUAGUAGAUACUAUGUACACCACACCUGUGUUUCCCAUUUCCAUUCUUAUCUCUAGUAUAUCAGUUGUUCUCAUUAAGAUAACUUAAAGAUUGAGCGUUUGAAAUAAAUGCUCAUUUCAAAUAAUUACAUUUUGAAGGGAAAUUGAGAUCAUUGUGUUGUGAUUUCAUUUAUGACGUGAAAAAAAUAUUUAUUAUCCUUGGUGCUUAUUUUGCCCUGAUGCGCAAAUGAUUGUAAGCCACUUGAAAUGACUUAAACUGUAAACCAAAUAGUACAGUCUGAUAAGAAUUCCAUCUGUGGCCAGUCAGAUAACUUAAGUUGCUACAGCUUUAGUUUGAGGCUUAUGCUUAGAAAAAUUACUGAAUUCUCAUAUGAAUCGCUAUUCAGAUCCUCAGAAGAGACUCUCCUAACCUUAAAUCAUUAUAUAUGAACUUACGUUAGAAAAUAAGCAUAUUACGUGUUAGUUUUAGGAGGUACCAGAUGCGAAAGUCACAAAAAUACACAAUUAUAGAAGUUCAUAUUCUUGACAUGAAUGUAAAUGUAUUAUAAGGAGACAUGUCUUGUAAAAGUUGAAUGUACCUAACCGUUCUGUAUGUGAAAAUGUGGUUAAUGUGCUCACUGUUGGAGUGAAGAAACUACUUUUAUUUUUUAAGUGGAACUGAAUUAAAAUGUUUUAUUUCUAGAAUCA
Molecule: messenger RNA, 5844 nt
Organism: Vicugna pacos (alpaca)
Lineage: Eukaryota; Metazoa; Chordata; Mammalia; Artiodactyla; Camelidae
Gene: PPIP5K2
Product: diphosphoinositol pentakisphosphate kinase 2
Biological process (GO): inositol metabolic process; inositol phosphate biosynthetic process
Cellular component (GO): cytosol
Molecular function (GO): inositol hexakisphosphate kinase activity; 5-diphosphoinositol pentakisphosphate 1-kinase activity
Source: RefSeq, a predicted model, not a curated record